CCCGCCUCCUUCUUCCUGAUGAGUAUGGAGUUUUAACAUUGUUACACUGCUUAAGUUAACAAUUUGGCAAUGACCUCCCUUCAGUCUGCUUCAGUCUGGAUAUUCAAGAGCUGUGGAAAAUGUUUUUAGCAAAGCUUUUGGGUUCAAUUAUCAUACUGAUCACAGGGACAGGUAAAAACAAAUGUAUUAUUUUAAAUUUAAUUAGUUUCAGUUAUUGUUAAUACCCUUGCUAUCAUUGAUAAAGUGUGUGUGAAAACAUUCUAUGAGAAAGAUGUUCAAUCAUAAUGAUGUUGUUGUUUUUUUCACCAGAUGGUUAUCACGUCUCUAUACUGUUUCAGUGCACCUAUAUUUCCCUUGAUCUUAGUGACGUGGAACUCAUUAUUUCAACUUCCUUUAAUAAAGCUGUUCAAAUGCAAUUCAACAGCACUCUUGGAAAGUAUAUAGGGUUUACUGAGAUCGGAAUGAAGUUGGCACACUUGUCGAGCAACAAUAACAAAAUCUUGUCACAUUUAAACAACUUGCUGCACAAAUGUAAACAUUAUGGAGAAAUUGGUUACCCAGCCAUUGUUAAUAAAUUGGUGCAACCCAAGAUCAAGCUUAGGUCAGUGAAACAGGUUGGCGGCAGAAAUCCUGCUGCAUUGGUGUGCAGUGCAUUCGACUUCUACCCUGACCAGAUCAAAGUUUCCUGGCUGAUCGACGGUAAAGAGAUGACCACUGAUGCGGCGUCCAUCGAGGAGAUGGCUAAUGGGGACUGGUACUAUCAGAUUCACUCCCACCUUGAAUAUACAGCCAAAUCUGGAGAGAAGAUCUCCUGUAUGGUGGAGCAUGGUACCUUCAAUAAACCCGUGAUCAUCGACUGGGAUCCCUCUAUCUCGGAGACUGACAGGAAUAAAAUCUCUAUUGGAGCCUUUGGUUUGGUGCUGGGAGUCAUCACAGCAGCUGCUGGAUUCAUGUACUACAAGAAAAAAUCAGCAGACUGAUACAUUAGUAUAUUCCUAAUGUGACAAUUAAUUCCUCUUUUAUUUUGAUGGGGAGGAUUUUGGGUUCACAUCAGCAAAAUCAUAUGGAACUUUCUGUUAAAUGAGCAUUAUUGUAUUUUUUCUUUUUCCUCUUUUAAUUAGCACAGGAGAAUCAUAUGUUUAUCACAUUUACACAUUGCAGUUUUUUGGGGGAAAUAUAACUUUAAAUGUACAUUUUCGACCUGAUUCAUGAACCGGUACAUUCCUGUUAAACAGUGUCUUUUAUGUCUUCAUGAUUUAUUUAAUCAUGUUUUCUCUAAAAUGAGUCAUAUAUUUAUAUUAUAUGGCUUAAAUUGUAUAGUUAGGUCUUCUUUAUCACUUAAAAGGGGAUAAUAGAAAUGAUAAUUACUAUUUUGUAUUUUACACACCUUUUCAUUGAU
Carassius auratus (goldfish) is the source of this 1399-nucleotide messenger RNA. Its product is annotated as HLA class II histocompatibility antigen, DP beta 1 chain-like. Lineage: Eukaryota; Metazoa; Chordata; Actinopteri; Cypriniformes; Cyprinidae. The record is from RefSeq and is a predicted model, not a curated record. Gene Ontology annotation, biological process: antigen processing and presentation; immune response. The coding region runs from base 285 to 980 and encodes 231 amino acids. Gene Ontology annotation, cellular component: membrane; MHC class II protein complex. The transcript is spliced from 3 exons.